Molecule: messenger RNA, 468 nt
Organism: Trichoderma atroviride IMI 206040
Lineage: Eukaryota; Fungi; Ascomycota; Sordariomycetes; Hypocreales; Hypocreaceae
Source: RefSeq, a predicted model, not a curated record
AUGUUUUCACCCCAUGUUGAGCAAUGUAUUGGUGGCGGCGUCGAGUAUAUGGCAUGGCCGCUGGAGUCAAAGUACCCCGGCUUUGACUGGGUCGUAUGCAGAACGAGGCUGCCCAGCCUUCCCACCAGAACAGCCGGCAUAUGGAUCCCGAUUGCCGGCUUUGACGGAUGCAGAAUUGACGACGAGGCCGGGUUCACGUAUGAGCUGCAGGUGGGCAAAAAGUAUCAGAUGCUGAAGCCGCUUCACUGGCAGAUACAUCAAACCAUCUCAUCAAAUCUCAGCUCGCAAAGUCGACUUCGGGCUUCCUCGUCAGCGACCGCCGUUACCAAUGCCGACCGCGCCCUCUUUGACUGGAUUCUCGAUCGCGACUACACAGGAAUCUCACUGGACAAGUCCCCGCACGUCAACAAGUGGCUCAAGACGCUUUCCCAGCGUCCAGCCUUCCAAAAGGGUCGGCAAGUGCCUUGA